Messenger RNA from Mya arenaria, 1976 nucleotides. RefSeq names its product interleukin enhancer-binding factor 2 homolog. The record is from RefSeq and is a predicted model, not a curated record. The transcript is spliced from 13 exons. Lineage: Eukaryota; Metazoa; Mollusca; Bivalvia; Myida; Myidae. The coding region runs from base 123 to 1319 and encodes 398 amino acids.
AUUGACUCAAUUAUUGACAUGAAGACUGAAAGUUUCCUGUAUCAUAUGUUGUGUGCUACGCUUUUCAUUAUUUUACGCAUGCGCAUUUGUUCGCUAAACAUUUCCGGUCAAAACAAAGCAUAAUGCCAGGUGGUAGACCUUUUAGGCGUGGACGCGGUGGUCCGAUGAUGCGUGGCGGGAUGAUGAGAGGUGGCAUGAUGGGAUUCAAACCAGGACCACCAUUCCGGGCAUUUAUACCACACAUUCCAUUCGACAUUACCCAGUGUGAGACAAGUUUCCCCCAGGCACGUCCAGCAACAGAUGAUAAACCUCUUGCAGAUAAUCGUUUACCAACCUGGCAGGCGCUGUUAAAACGGAAUGGCGAUCUCACCCCUUCCACCACAGAGCAGGCCUCGAUACUGAACCUCGUGACAAAGAUCAACACUGUCCUUGACAGCGUCACUAUCACACCUGGAAACUUUGAUGCUGCUCAAAUAGAGGAAGUCCGUCAGGUUGGUCCGUUCAAGAAGGGCACAAUGAUGGCAGGAAGCAAUGUGGCAGACAUUGUGGUCAUGCUGAAGACUCUCCCUACAAAGGAGGCAGUUACAGCUCUCGGGAACAAAGUGUUGGAUGACUUGAGGACAGCUGAGCCCAGGGAAGUGUUGUCUAUGUUGACGAGUGAGACUGGAUUCGAGAUCAGUUCCUCAGAUGCCACCGUCCGCUGUCUCAUCACAACCAUACCUCCAAACCUGAAGAAACUUGACCCUGACCUUCAUUUGGACUCCAAGAUCAUGAACAGUCACCUGGCUGCAAUAAGACAUGCUCGCUGGUUUGAGGAAAAUGCAUCUCAUUCAAGUAUUAAAGUGUUAAACCGGCUUCUGCAGGACUUGAAGAAUCGGUUUGAAGGUUUCUCACCACUCACAUUCUGGAUCAUAGAUCUCCUGUCGCACUAUGCCAUCAUGAACAAUCCAGCCAGACAACCCCUCCCCAUCAACACAGCAUUCAAACGCUGCCUACAGAUUCUUGCAGCAGGCUUUUUCCUUCCUGGCUCUGUGGGCAUCACAGAUCCGUGUGAGCAGGGCACCGUCCGUGUUCACACCAUCAUGACACUAGAACAACAGGACCAGGUAUGCUACACUGCCCAGACUCUUCUACGCGUUCUCUCACACGGGGGAUUUAAACAGAUUCUUGGGAUGGAGGGCAAUGCCACAAUAGCCACAGAGAUGAGCGUAUGGGAGGGUGUGGUGGUGACGCCAUCUGACAAGGCGUACGAGAAACAGGAGAAACAGGAAGAAGAAGAGGAAGAGGAAGAAGACGAAAUGGAGACAGAAAACAAAUAGUCCUACUGAAAGUAGUCCUCCAGGAGAAAAGUCUAUAAAGAAAGUAGUCCUAGAUGAUAUAAGGCCACUAAUCAAACAAAACUCUUCUGAAGUCAAUUUUGCGCAUGUUCUGUAAGACUAAAAGAGAAUAGCAGAACACAAUGAAUACUGCUCCUAGGUAUUUUGUGCACACUGAAAACUCUCGAAAAAGUUAUAUUGUAUUGUUUUAAAAAGAUAUUUGUUUUCUGUGGAUAUAUUGUGUAUUGUAAAAAAAUUAUAAAAGGUGGUUUUGUUGUGGUUAGUGCAAUUGAAUCAAAGAUGGACAACAUACGACACUUUCAAUGUGUUACUGUUUUGGAAUAUCGGGAAGAGAUGCUUUCAAGAUUGGGAUCAACAUGGCAUAAUACUGUGAACUUACCUUUAAAUACAACAUGUAUAUGAAGAGCACACAGGAUUUACUGCAUCAUAGACUGGUUGGUUUAACAUUUAAUAGGAAUUUCAAAUAAGAAUCAAAGCUGCUUCUUCAGCAUGUCUGUUAAUUAUACAGUAUUGAACUCUGUGUGAAGUUUUGAUCAUCAUUGUAAAUGUCUUUAUGUCAUUAUUGGUCAUAUAUUAUUGAUCAUUUUAAUGAGUCUAUUGUGAUGUGAUCUUGUAUAUAUAAAAUACUUAAACUUCAAA